AUCCGUUUUAAACUUUUGCGACCGGCGCUGAGCUUACGGUAUGUAAACCAGCCUCCACAGACAUUCCAGUUUAUAACCAAGACAACAAACUUCCCUUCCACAUUCCCGGCUUCCAGCAACGUUCGCCGCUUUCCCCCAGUUUAGUGAUUACAGUAUACCGGCGACAUGGACUUCGAUCCUAUGGUAAUGGACGACGCCGAGUCGCUGGGGCCCGUCGUCAAGAUUUCCCAAGCAGACUCGGUGCGCACGAAAUUCGAGCUCUCUAAUGUUGAUAUCUCGUUUGCAAACUCGCUGCGACGCGUCAUGCUUGCCGAAAUCCCGACAAUAGCUAUCGACCUCGUCGAGAUCGAGGAGAACAGCACCGUUCUGGCAGACGAGUUCAUUGCCCAUCGCCUGGGUCUCAUUCCGCUCAAUGCCGAGGGCGUCGAGUCUUUAGUAAACUCGCGCGACUGCGACUGCGAAGGGUACUGCGAGCACUGCAGUGUAAGGCUUACCCUCCACGCCAAGUGCACGGGCGACGAAAACAUGUCAGUGUUUGCGCGCGACCUGGUACCGACGGGCGAACGUCUCAACCAAGUUUUGGGAACCCCGAUUGUUACAGACUCUGAAGGUCUCGGUCCUCUCAUCUUAAAGCUGCGCCCGGGCCAGGAGAUCAAGCUGGAGUGCAUCGCCAAGAAAGGCAUUGCGAAGGAGCACGCAAAGUGGGCGCCCUCAGCGGCUAUCGGAUUCGAGUACGACCCGCAUAACAAACUGCAUCACACGGACCUCUGGUACGAGCAGGAUCCAAAGGCUGAAUGGCCCCCAAGUGAAUAUGCCGAAUGGGAGGAGCCGCCGCAGGAAGGCGAGCCGUUUGACUAUGAUGCCGUACCGAAUCGAUUCUACUACAACGUAGAGACCGCCGGAAACCUGCCGCCCGAUGCAAUCGUUACAGAAGGCAUUAAGGUCCUGCAGCAGAAACUCGCCGGUCUGAUUCACGAGCUCACAGAAGGGGAGGGCGGGGAUGGUGCCAACGGCGACUACAACGGGCCACGCAGCCCAGAGUACAACACCGGCGCCGACGGCUUUGGCGGCUACACAACGCCGUUUGGAAACGCUGGCAACCAAAGCGCAUGGGGCGGCGCUGGCGGCACGACGCCGUAUGGGACAACGCCGUACGGCGCUGGUCAGAGCAGCUGGUCUUGAGUUCACUCCCUCGGGAUUGUCAAGCGACAUCAUAUCAGGCAUCGCCUAUACUCUCCUAUGCCUAGCGCCGGGAGAGCCGCUUGCGAUCUCCGCCGUCUAUUCACACGGGCUUAUCCAAGUCUGUCGCACCGCCAGCGGGAUCCUACGGCUCGUUUCGCCCUUCAGAGGGCGUCCACAUAUUUGAUUAUUGGCAGCGCCCGCGUGCGCGCCAUGUACAUCAUGAAAUCUUAAUUGGGAUGGCAGAGUCGGCCCCAGCGUGCGUAGGUUUUACUAUAUCAGCAUCUGGAUUGCAGACCGUCCUUCUUGGAUUGUACAUCUCUGUAGAUACCAUCAGGAGUUAAGGAACGGAAAACGGGGGCCGUUUACAUCAGCUUAAAUCGGUGGCAUAGAGAGCGUCUACGCUAGCUAGUCUACAAAACCUGCUACAAGACCGAGGAUAUAGAGUACACAAGCGGGAGAACAUAAAACCCAGUG
Messenger RNA from Canariomyces notabilis, 1656 nucleotides. Its product is annotated as insert subdomain of RNA polymerase alpha subunit. The record is from RefSeq and is a predicted model, not a curated record. NCBI's taxonomy places the organism in Eukaryota, Fungi, Ascomycota, Sordariomycetes, Sordariales, Chaetomiaceae. The coding region runs from base 166 to 1182 and encodes 338 amino acids. Gene Ontology annotation, biological process: DNA-templated transcription. Gene Ontology annotation, molecular function: DNA binding; protein dimerization activity. The transcript has 3 exons. Gene Ontology annotation, cellular component: RNA polymerase II, core complex.